UUGAUGAUGAAUGGUUCGAAAAACUAUUAUAAAAACGAGAGAAAAUGAAUCUAUGGACAACAUUCCGAUGACAUGACGAACUCGAAUUGACUGACUGCAGAAAGAAGGCUAUAAAUCUAGAGCGGCCUUUUGGGACUUAAUUAUAAGGGCCCCAAGCCAAGCCCGCCUUGAAGCCCAUAUAAAUCUGAAAUUCUUUCUUCGAAGCCAAGCCAAAGCAAAGACGAUACUGAGCACAGAGGAGCACCGGAAGCGAAGACUACAGAGAAAGAGAGAUACAUGGAUCCAAAACUCACGGAAGUUUCUCAGCGAUUCGAUCGCUUCAAAGCUGCAAUUACCAGAAAGGACUACGACUCUUGUACCGAACUCCUUUCUCAUCUCAAGGUUUUGCUGACCUCCUUCAGAAGCCUGCCACCAUUAUUUGAAAAUACGGCUAAUGCAAUUCAUGAGUUGACAUUAGCAAGGGAUAUUUAUGAGCAUGCUGUUCUCUUAAGUGUGAAGAUUGAGGAUCAAGAUGCAUUUGAGAGGGAUUUCUUUCAAUUGAAGCCUUAUUAUACUGAUGCUGGGAGUCGUCUUCCAGGAUCCCCAAAUGAAUACAUGAUCUUAGGUCUAAACCUGUUGAGACUUUUAGUCCAAAACAGAAUUGCUGAAUUCCAUACUGAACUGGAAUUGCUUUCUUCUACUGCUUUGGAGAACCCUUGCAUUAAACAUGCCGUGGAGUUGGAGCAAUCCUUUAUGGAAGGGGCUUAUAACCGCGUCUUGAGUGCCAAACAGAAUGUACCUCAUGAAACUUAUGGGUAUUUCAUGGAUCUUCUAGCAAAGACAGUGAGAGAUGAGAUAGCUGGAUGUAGUGAGAAGGCAUAUGAUUACCUUUCAAUUAAUGAUACCCACCAAAUGCUGCUGUUCACUUCUGAUAAAGAACUUUUGCAAUAUAUUGAGGAGGAGCAUCCGGAGUGGGAGAUAAAGAAUGGAUCCGUAUUCUUCCAGAAGGCAAAAGAAUCUGCACCUUGCAAGGAGAUCCCAUCACUGCAACUCAUUAACCAGACACUCAGUUAUGCAAGGGAGUUGGAGAGGAUUGUUUAAGGAAAUUGCUCCAAGGUUGCAUUUGCCCCUGUUUUCAGCGCUGCAAGCUGGUGGUAGAACUUUUAUUGAAAAUUUUAAUUGCACCCAUUUGGUAUAAAACUUAAAAUUGUUGUUUAUUUUUUUCUACUUUAAUUUGUUAAGUUUCCUUAGUACACAAUUUGCAGCACACAUCUUUUUACCACCUGGUUACACCUGAUCCCAUUUUAGCGA
Mangifera indica (mango) is the source of this 1290-nucleotide messenger RNA. RefSeq names its product 26S proteasome non-ATPase regulatory subunit 8 homolog A-like. The record is from RefSeq and is a predicted model, not a curated record. The coding region runs from base 277 to 1080 and encodes 267 amino acids. Lineage: Eukaryota; Viridiplantae; Streptophyta; Magnoliopsida; Sapindales; Anacardiaceae. Gene Ontology annotation, biological process: proteasome-mediated ubiquitin-dependent protein catabolic process. The transcript has 6 exons. Gene Ontology annotation, cellular component: nucleus; proteasome regulatory particle; proteasome regulatory particle, lid subcomplex.